This is a messenger RNA of Purpureocillium lilacinum, 1050 nucleotides long. The record is from RefSeq and is a predicted model, not a curated record. Lineage: Eukaryota; Fungi; Ascomycota; Sordariomycetes; Hypocreales; Ophiocordycipitaceae.
AUGGCAACCUUCCCUCAGUUCUCGGCCCUGCCUCCUGAGCUCCGCCGGCUCAUCUGGCGCCACUGCCUGCCACGCCGCGUCGCCGAGGUCGACAUUCCACGCAUCGGCAACGAACCUAUGGGUAUCUUCUAUGGCGAUGGCAGCAAGGAAUGCUUGUUGCGCGAGACCUCCCGUCGCAAUGCGGCGCCGCCGACUGUAUCUCGGGUUUGCCGCGAAUCUCGAGAGGUCGCCCUAGAAGCCGGCCACUUUUUGCACUACGGCGCGUUUCAAGGCAUGGAGAACAUUUGGGUCCAGCCCGCUCGCGAUGUGUUGCACCUCAACUGGGAGCGGGAAUGGUGCAUCGCCGACGGCGAUAUGGCGGGCGCCGAGAGCGCCCUCCCGUACUUUUUCUCCAGAGCCGCAAAAGAGAACAUGAUCCCCUCCGUUUGCGCCGAUCUAUUCCUUCCGUUCGACAUCAACAGGGAUGCGAGUUGCUCAGACAACUUUUCGGAUGAAGACCCAGACGAUGCUAGGUGGUUUGACCCAGACUCCGUCGAUGAGGUCUUGUUGGUCGAAAACGCGCCAAAGAUCGUCUUAGUCGCCGUUGUAUUGAUGCUGUUGCACAGCACCGAGACAGAAGCCAUCGACUCGGGGCUCUUUGGGCUGUGUGGCGAGGAGCGCAUUCAAAUGAUUGACUUCGAUGACGCCCCGAAGGUCUCCGCUUUCUUCGAAUUCUGGAAAGAGACCGCCAACAGCCAGCGGGAGACGUCGUCCGCCACGUAUUUCCGAGACAUGCGCGACAGUGACGAGUUCCAGAAAAAAUGUCAAGAUUGGGUGAAAAGAGCCAAAAUUCAUCUGUUCGGUCAUCUCUGGUUCCAGGCUCGAUCCCUCGGGUUUGCAGGCAUUGACGACCCAGACAACAUCUGGGUGCCGGCAGUCACUGGUGACAUGGUGCCGUGGAAUCCGACAAAUCGACCCAACUUGGAUCACCCAUGGGCGAUACAACAGUGGGCUCGGCUUCCAAGACUUGUCCCAAAGGUCGUAUUCAUACAGUGUUCCGAGAGUUGUUAG